GUGUAUGCAAAUGAAGCAGCAUGCACCAAAAAAAAAAAAAAAGGAGCAGUGCUGAAUUAGCUGUUUGGCAUUGGUUAUUAUACACUGCGGGCGGGUUUCUUUUUAUUCGCCUGUAUACGCUUAAAUGAUCAGCUAAUCGUACGACUGGUAGAGCGACGCAUCCCCAAGCACGGACAAGUUCACGUGAGAGUCACAUGAUGUCUUUGACUCUAGUGGGGCUUACGGCUUACCCCCUACGAGGAAAGCGACCGGACGGAAAAGGCGACUGAAACGGAAACCCGACCCAUUCGUACAAUAACAAAUCUUGUGUUCGAGAGGGGACAAAAAAAAGGAGCAAAACCAUUUAAAAAAACAAAAAGCCUUGGUUAAGUAAGCGGAAGAAGAAAGGAGUAGUGGCAACAGGAAUUGAGUUUAGCGUUGAGCAAAGGGAAAGGAUGGCAGUUUUAAAGAUGGACUUGUUACCUUUAGGAUUUAGAUUCAGGCCGACAGACGAAGAGCUCGUCAAUCACUUCCUUAGAUUGAAGAUUAACGGUCAUCAUUCCGAGGUCGAGGUUAUUCCUGAAAUUGAUGUCUGCAAAUGGGAGCCCUGGGACUUGCCUGGAAUGUCGGUGAUAAAAUCGGGCGAUCCGGAGUGGUUCUUCUUCUGCCCGCGUGACAGGAAGUACACCAACGGCCACCGUUCCAACAGGGCAACGGAUAAAGGGUACUGGAAAGCCACUGGUAAGGAUCGAAACAUUAAGUCAAAAAAUUCUCUCAUCGGCAUGAAGAAAACCUUGGUUUUUUACGAGGGCCGUGCUCCCAAGGGCCAGCGUACCAACUGGAUCAUGCACGAAUAUCGACCCACUACUAAGGACCUUGAUGGCACCGCCCCUGGCCAGGGUGCUUUUGUUCUAUGUCGAUUGUUUCAUAAACCAGAAGAGAAGAAUGAUAUUGUGAAGUAUGAUGAACUUGAACAAAAACAAUAUUCAGCUACCAUGACAAAAUCUACUCCUGAUGACGCUUCAUUGGAUCUUCUCCAAGAUACCGUUUCAUAUGAGACCCAAGUUCAAAAGCCCAGUAGCUUAAUGCAAAAUGGUCAAGGAACAUGUGACAACAGCUGCAAAAGUCAUAUGGCUUCUGAUGCCGAAGAUCAUGCAGCAGAAGAAACUGUGAUAGAGAAAUAUCCGCUGCUGGAAGGCAAUUCGAAUCUGUAUGAGCCCAAAUUUGGUGAAAUUGACUACAAACUCUUCCCGCCAAUGGACUCACAAUUUUUUGAAGAUCUGCCACUCUUCAUGGGUUCUCCUUAUGCAAGUGAUUUUGGCCAUGAUCAAAAUGGAUUUCAUUUCCAGGAUAGGACUAGUGAAGAAGAUGUAUCUCUGUUAUUGUUGGAUGAGUUCUCAAAUAACCAUGAUGACUACUGUGAAGAGUCAAACAGUCAGAAGAACUCGGUUGCUGGAACAAAGUUACCUUUGUCUGGUAAUGCAUUCAUCUCAAAGACAAUACCACCAGAAACCUAUCUCAAAGAAAAUGACAUAUCCAGUGAUACAGGCACUGAAAUGCUGCAACUACAGUGUGAUACAAAGGUUGGAUCUCCUAGGUGGUUUGGUGGGCAUAUUGAUAACAAGGAAUCACGGCAAAUGCUAACUUCCUUUGAGUUUAGCCAUACACAAACACCACUUUAUGACCAAGAGUUUAGAACUGGAAAUAUUGGUGGACUUGGAAAUUAUUCUGUUGGCCUAGCAACUUCAUCCACUGAUUCUGCAAUGGGUAAUAUGAAUAAUUUGCAACAAUUAACCAGUCUGAAGAAUUAUUUGAAUAACAGUAGUGAUCUUGGUGGUGGAACCGGAAUGAAGACUAGAACCUACCAGCCCCUACAAUCAAAUUCAGAAAACCUUGGAACUGGUAUCAAGAUUAGGACUCGUGAACCUCAGCAACAACCAAAUUCAGAGUACAUCAUAAAUAAGGGCACUGCUCCAAGAAGAAUACACUUGCAAGUGAAACUUUCUAAAGGGCCAAUGAAAGUUUCUGCAGGCUGUGUUGAUGAUGGCAAAAUGAGAACUACUGGUCUCGAUGAAGAAGUUCAAUCUGCUCUAACUGAGGUCACAAAAGCAGAAGCUACAGGACAGACUUGUAGCUCUGAUGAGCCAGAGAAAGAGAACGAGUUACUCAAGUUUGAUGGCAGCGUGAAUAUUACUGAAGAAUCUUGUAAAAAACUGAGGCAGAGGCUUAAGCAGGGUGGUGAGCAUCGAAGCAGCAAAACAGGCCCAGCAGUGCAUUCAAAGGCAGUCCCCAUGCAUCAUCGCUCAAGCUCUCUAUCAAUUCUUGUUUUCGCUAUUUUCAUUAUUACUAUCUUGUGUGUCCUAGUCAUGGGAAUAUGGAGAUGACUUAGAUCUUGAAUUCUUGAUGUUGUUGAAAUAGGCUGUAGAUAGGUAGUCCAUUUUCCUGCUGUAUCUUGGUAGGAAAUAUGAUCAGGUUCUUUCUUUACUUUCCCUUUUCAAAAUAUUAUUGUAGACUAAUGGUAUACUAAUUGGAUGAUAGCAUGUCCACUGCUGGUAACACUAGUUGAAAUCGGGAUAAGCUUUAUGAUUGAUCAAUGUAGCUUCUCAUCUCGAUUGGUUCAGUUUGAGCUGUGUUUGAAGUUUCGCUGAGUUGCAUUUUUCUUUUGUUUUUGGAAGUCGUGCUGAUUUAUCUUCAGUAGACAGACCUGUGAGAAUAAUUCGCGGAUUUGUUGAUAUUGAAAGUUGCACAGACUGCAUCCGUAAUUCCGUGUCAAACUCGGGCACCUCUAAUCUACCCAUGUUGUUGACGCAAUGCAUACUGUGGGCUCGUUCCAUGUCAGCAAAGCCAUAUCUAUAACAUAUGAUACCACAUGGA
This is a messenger RNA of Durio zibethinus, 2853 nucleotides long. RefSeq names its product protein NTM1-like 9. Gene Ontology annotation, biological process: regulation of DNA-templated transcription. NCBI's taxonomy places the organism in Eukaryota, Viridiplantae, Streptophyta, Magnoliopsida, Malvales, Malvaceae. The record is from RefSeq and is a predicted model, not a curated record. Gene Ontology annotation, molecular function: DNA binding.